Messenger RNA from Zootoca vivipara (common lizard), 3819 nucleotides. RefSeq lists its product as uncharacterized. NCBI's taxonomy places the organism in Eukaryota, Metazoa, Chordata, Lepidosauria, Squamata, Lacertidae. Gene Ontology annotation, molecular function: DNA-binding transcription factor activity, RNA polymerase II-specific; RNA polymerase II cis-regulatory region sequence-specific DNA binding. Gene Ontology annotation, cellular component: transcription regulator complex; PcG protein complex; chromatin. Gene Ontology annotation, biological process: regulation of transcription by RNA polymerase II. The record is from RefSeq and is a predicted model, not a curated record.
AGAGGGACAGAGAGGGGAUCCGCGGCUGCAGCAUCGUCCUCUGCAGGGAUCGGGGUCUCCUCGCCCGCCAACCUCCCGGACGGAGCCUUUUUUUGCAGCCAUUUGAAGGGAGCCGAACAGCCGAGAGAGUCGCAGCAGCCUCCUCGCCGCUUCAGGUAGAAACUUCUCUUGGGCUGCUGUGAUUCUCUAGAAAAUUACAGCUCUGUUGUUGCCCGUCAGACUUCAUGAAACCUGACUUGCUGAGUGCCAGCAAGAUUUCAAAUGUUUGAGUGACAGCAAAUUUUGGGUUUUUUAGUUUUGGUCAGUAAUCAACUUCCUGGAAAGGUCGUCACUUGCUCUCUAAUGUCUAAAUUUGGGUAGAAAUAAGAGAGAAAGGCAUGGAGGAGCCAAAAUCUGCAGGCCCGGAACUAGUAAUCAAACCAGACAAAGCAAAUGGCAGCCACACGGUUGAAUAUACCAUGGAGCAACCAGGAUGUGGAGCGUCUCAAGAUGACAAAGGGGGACCUGGCAAGGUGAGGCAAGAGCAAUGGGAAGCCCAGUGGCAGCAGUUCCUGAAGACCCUGCAGCCCCUUCACCCAGAAUGGGGAAGCCCCCCAGAGACGCCUGAGUCUGCCCCCUGGGAAGAUGCCAAGGCCUUCCUGGCCUCCUUUGAGCAAGUGGCCAAAGCCUGCCGCUGGCCCAGACGAGAGUGGGCAACCCGGCUCCUGCCUGCACUGAGCGGGGAAGCAGACGAGGCCUUCCGGAGCCUGGAAGCCAGAGACAGAGAGGAUUAUGGGAAGGUGAAGGCGGCCAUCUUGCGAGGGGCCGCCCUGAGGACGGAGGCUGAGCGCCAACACUUCCGACAGUUCUGCUGCCAGCAGGUGGAGGACCCCCGGAGGAUCCACCUGCAGCUGCAGGAUCUCUGCCACCGAUGGCUGAAGCCAGAGAAACGCAGCAAGGAGCAGAUCCUGGAGCUGCUGGUCCUGGAGCAGUUCCUGGCCAGCCUCCCUCCAAAGCUGCAGAGCUGGAUCCGAGCAGGAGGACCAGAGUCAUGUUCGCAGGCGGUGGCCCUGGCAGAGGAGUUCCUGAUGGCCAGCCAGCAAGACUUGGCCGAGGCUGCAGAAUGGCAGGGGCAUCUUAAGGAAGAGCGCAUGGAUUCUCCGGGUGCCAUACAGGACCAGAUCUAUGAAGAAGCCAAGCAAAAUGACGGCGGGGAGAUUGGUGUUCCUGGCAGUGCAAUCCAGAGCUCAAGUCACUCCCAUUUGUUGCUUUCUUCUGGAGGACAUGGAAUGGACCAGGCUGGUGAGAGGGAGGGACCGAUGGCUCUCAAGGAAACAGGUGUCCCAUUGCAGAUCGUCAAGCUGAGCGUGACACAGCCAGGCCCACAGACCCUGGUCUGGGAAGUUCUGAAGCAGGAGGAGGAGGAGGAUGGGAACGGAGAUUUUCUGGAUGAUGGGAAAGGAAGUGAAGUCAAGGUGGAGAAUUCUCCGUGUGGAGGAAAUGAGCCAGAGGACAUGCCCUGGACUCCCCCGGAGAUAAGCCUCGGGAAUGGGCUGGAGCCCAGCGAGAUUAAGGAGGAAGGAUGCCGAUUCAAAGAUGGGAAGAACCCUGUGGAGAGAGGGAAUGAAUGCAAUGAGCUCACAGAAGGUCCUGCAGUUGUCAUUAGCCAGACUUCCACAGUUGGCAAAAGGGGGGGAACGGCUUUGUUCUCCAGGUAUGGCAGGAGGUAUCGCUACCAAUCAGAACAUGCUAUGAUGCAAACAGUGGAGGACGAGAAUGAGCAUCCCAUGUCACAGGAAGAUGUCCGGCAACAGCAGAGAACCAAAAGAGGAGAAAGAAAAGCUGAAUUCUCUUGGAAUAGGAAAGGAAGCGGAGGCAAGCCCUACAAAUGUUCCCAUUGCGGGAAAUGCUUCAGGCUGAGUAAUUAUUUGAAGGAACAUCAGCUGAUUCAUACUGGAGAGAAACCACAUGAAUGUUCUCUGUGUGGGAAAAGGUUCUAUCAAGAAAGAGUUUUGCGGAGACAUCAGAAUAUCCACACCGGAGAGAAAUCAUACAAAUGUUCUCACUGUGGAAAACGCUUCACAGAGGCUUGGAAUUUGAAGCAACAUCAACGGAUUCAUACUGGAGAGAAACCACAUGAAUGUUCUCAGUGUGGAAAAAGGUUCUAUCGAGAAGGUGAUUUGCGGAGACAUCAGAAUAUCCACACUGGAGAGAAAUCAUACAAAUGUUCUCACUGUGGAAAACGCUUCAGGGAGACUUGGAAUUUGAAGUCGCACCAGCUGCUUCAUACUGGAGAGAAACCACAUGAAUGUUCUCAGUGUGGGAAAAGGUUCUAUCAAGAAAGAGUUUUGCGGAGACAUCAAAGUGUCCACACUCCAAAGAAAUUAUGCAAAUGUUCUCAGUGUGGAAGAGCGUUCUCUCGAAAAGUAGAUUUGCAGAGACAUCAGAAAGUCCACACUAGAGAGGAAUCAUACAAAUGUUUUCAAUGUGGGGAAUGCUUUAGCCAGAGUGGGGCCCUGCUAGAGCACCAGAGAACUCACACAGAGGUUCCUCAGGGCUUAAACGUGUUGACAUUUGUACAAAAAUGGCUCACUGGAAAACAACAGGAUUCUGCAUGAAACGUUGGCUAGAUAAAAUAUGAGGCAAGGCAUUGUUAGAAAGAGUUUGCUUACAAGAGUUUUAUUGUUAGAGGAAUUGCCAAAAAUAGUACAAGCUCAAUAUAAUAUGGUGACCAUUUAUAUUUUGUACAAAUAAGGGUGAGAAAUAAUGUCAUGUCACGGAGGGCUGCUAUCAAGACACUGUUCUGCUUUGAAAUAUUAUGUCUCAACAUUGUAUGCAUUACUCUAAUGUACUUUACAUGUACUUUGUCAAUUUUAGUACCUUUUUCAUAUCUGGUUUCUAUACAAACUCAAUAAAAAAUUUUUUGCAAAAAGAGAGAGAGAUAACGCAUACCGGAGAGAAGAGAAAACCAUAUGAACGUUCUUGGUUUGCAAAAAAAUUCUGUGACGAAGUAAAUUUGAACAGACAUCCAAGAACUCACAGUGGAGAGAGAUGAUCUGAUAUUCUGUAUGUGGUAAAUACCGGUAACGUCAGUGAGAGAGAAGAGUGAGAGAAAUGAGGGAGUUAUUACUGACCAUAUAAAUCAGGCAUCCCCAGACUUCAGCCCUCCAGAUGUUUUGGACUACAAUUCCCAUCAUCCCUGACCACUGGUCCUGUUAGCUAGGGAUCAUGGGAGUUGUAGGCCAAAACAUCUGGAGGGCCGCAGUUUGGGGGUGCCUGAUAUAAAUGUUCUUGGUGUGCAGAAAGUUUCAGCUGGAGACCCACAACGCCCCUGCGAGGGAAGCCAGCUCAGGGGACGUUUCAAAGCACGCAGAUGACGGCGCUGGAGGAGCAGGCUGAAUGCAACUACCUGAGGCACCCCGUUGAGACUGCCUGCCUGUGCCUGCCUCUUGUAAGGCUGAAGCGCCCCAGGUGGGCCCUUCCUUCGCUCUUGCUCUUUUGGUAACCCAGGCCCUGUGGUCGCAGGUGAGAAGAGCAAGGGGCUGAGAGGACUCAGAAAGUGGCUCUGUAUAGCCAGGAAGCUCACCAAUGUCAGCGGCUUUUUGCUUCAAGCUCUCUGGCCUCCAUUAGUGAGAGUGAACAGAGAGGAAUGGGACGGAAGUGCUUCAGGAGCCGUUAAAACCUGGCAGAAUGGCAGAUGCAGAGGUGCCGUGCAGAGCACAGAAAAGCCACGUAGGGAUCCUUUCUACACACACAGCCCGGGCUCUACUAUUAUUACUGUUAUUAUUAUGCACAAUUUAUUUAUAUCUCACCUCUUCCCCAAAUUGGGAUUCAAUGCGG